AUGCGCUCAGUAGCAGAGGCCCAUCUUUUGGAAUCAGCUACUAAUUCUUCCACAUUAACGAUGUCAACAAAUUCUAUUUCAACUUCUUCUUCUUUGGCUUCUGCUGCCGCAAUAGCAGCAGCUGCCUCUGCAGCCGUGGUCACAACUACGUCAGCUACGCCGAUAACAACAUCUGGUUUAUUAUCUUCUAUCCUUGCCCCAUCUUUAUCUAUAACCGGGGCUUUUUCUCUGCAGCCUGCGGUUUCUUGCUCACCAACUCUUCUUUACCCACUCAACCCUUGUAUUGAUGACUCUAAGCUCUCUCGACCUAACUGCCUCUCACCAGGAUCCCAUUCAUACUGUCAGACACCUGUGUCUCACUCGUCCAACGAAUGCCAGACUGAGACACUCCCCAAAGCAACCCCAAUUGAUGACCCAUCACCACUCAACCCGCCAAAUAUUUGGUCAACGGUAGCUGCUCCGACAACUGGAGUUGAUCCCCAAAUACUCGGAGGAGAGGAUUUAUCCAAUGAGAGUCCUUUAGGUUCUUCAUUGAGCCGUCACGUCGAGAUGGAAGAGGAACCAGAAGCUGAGGAGUCGAGUGGAGAAGCCGAAUGGAUGAGCCAAGCAAAUGGAGCUCGAGAGUCAAACGAUGCCAAGCUGAACAGCCUGAACAGCAUGAAACCAACUGGCCUUCGGAAUACGAUUAAAAUCUGA
This is a messenger RNA of Protopolystoma xenopodis, 696 nucleotides long. The record is from the annotation of a GenBank genome assembly. NCBI's taxonomy places the organism in Eukaryota, Metazoa, Platyhelminthes, Monogenea, Polystomatidea, Polystomatidae.